AUGGUUGAUACCUAUCUCGUGAUUCCGGAGAUUAUUACUGUUUCAGCUUCUCCUGCCACAGACACCUGUCUAAUUCCCGAGAUCGUGCCGAAUGGACGCAUUUUCAGUUGCGAAAUCUGUGGGAAAAUAUACACCAGGCAAAGAGCCUUAAAGGUCCACAUGAGAAAGCACACUGGUGAAAAACCUUUUAAGUGUAAAAUAUGCGAUAAGGCUUUCAGCGAGAAUGGGAACUUAAAGACCCAUAUGCGCAUCCAUACCGGGGAAAAGCCAUUUCAAUGUGCCUCAUGUGGAAGUAAAUUCACCACCCGAGGUCAUUUAACUGAUCAUACAAGAAAGCAUACAAACGAGAGGCCUUUCGAUUGCCCAAUAUGUGAGAAAAAAUUUAUGAGGCCGAGUACAUUAAAAAUCCAUAUAAGAACGCAUACGGGGGAAAAGCCAUAUACCUGCAUUAAAUGUGGAAAAUGUUUUACCGAAUCAGGUAUACAGUUCUGGUUUAAUUUGCUAUAUUAUUGUUAGGACAGGUAAAAAAUCUAUCUUUUAAUAGUGAAAAAUAAAGCAGGAUAAUAAAUUUUAUUUAAAUAGAGUAGUAUAACUUAAAAACUCAUAUGAGGACUCAUACAGGCGAAAGACCGUAUAAAUGUCCAAUCCCUAAUUGUGGAAAAUGCUUCAAGGCCAAAGGCCACUUGAUCGACCAUCUUAAGAUUAAGAUUCAUCAAGGAAGCAUCGACAUCUUAAAACAAGAACCAUAA
This is a messenger RNA of Blepharisma stoltei, 749 nucleotides long. NCBI's taxonomy places the organism in Eukaryota, Ciliophora, Heterotrichea, Heterotrichida, Blepharismidae. The record is from the annotation of a GenBank genome assembly.